AUGAGGCAUGAUCAUUACCAUGUCGACCUGGAGACCGUCAGUAUCAACGGAAGAGAUAUUCCAAAAAAUUUGGCACCCAUUAAAGGAAACACAAUCAUCGACAUAGGGACUAGUCUGCUGAACUUGGCCGGAGGAUCCUACUUCGAGCUCAAGAGUCAUACUGACAGAAAACUUGAUGAGUAUCUAUACAAUUUUAGCGAUGGUCGAUUGGUAAGUUACAAUGGUACCAUUCAAUGCAAGCUGCCUUCCGUCGCAUUGACCUUCUACAAAGGGGCUUCUUUAGUGUUAGAUCCAACCAGCCUAUUCCACCACCAAUCUGGAGAUGAAUAUUUCUGCUUAGAUGUGGUGAUGAGCCCAUAAGAUAUUUAUCUUAACAUCAUUGGGACAUUAACGGCAUUGCGUUAUAACAUCGGGUUUGAUCUUGAAGAUGAGACCAUUAACUUUGACAAAAUCUUAUGCGGCUAUCUUUAA
Brassica oleracea var. oleracea is the source of this 471-nucleotide messenger RNA. RefSeq lists its product as uncharacterized. The record is from RefSeq and is a predicted model, not a curated record. Gene Ontology annotation, cellular component: extracellular region. Lineage: Eukaryota; Viridiplantae; Streptophyta; Magnoliopsida; Brassicales; Brassicaceae.